CUUCUUGGUCAAAGGAUAAGUUCAGCUCUCUCUGCCACAGAGGAAUCUAAAGUCUGGGCUGGAGAUGUGAGUCUGCAGCCUACCCGGCUCACAGAAGGAAUCUACUCUGCCUUGUCUCUGUUUUCUCUGGAGCAACCUGAAGACAGGAGCACGGCCUCAAGGAGACAAUCAUGGAGGUCCGGCCUCAGUACUCUGGGUACUGCUGGAAAGAAACAGGUUUCUAUGGCCAUAUCCCGAGCAACUCAGCAAUGGACACAGUAAGGUUCACCCCUGAUGAGCCCCUGCUCAGAGGCAAAAGGAGGCAAGAUCUCCAAGAGAUGCUGAGAGAGGUAGGACUGCCAGUUGAGUACUGGUUACCCAAGCUGCAGGAACACCUGGGUGUCACCUGUGCCCAGGCCUUACAGCACCUGGAAGAAAAAGACCUCCAGAAGCUGAAAUCCCAGGCACAACAUCCCUGGGAGAAAAGGGCCCUGGAGAAGCUGCUUGACCUGUCACACUCAAAUAGUCUUUCAGAGCUACAGGACUCUCAGGUGGAAAUGAUACAGAAAAAGCAGAAGCAGGCAGAGCAGGCACUGCAGGCACUGCAGGAGCUACGAGACUUGCUGUCUGAGGGGAGGCAGCGACAGGAAGAGGCAGUGAGGAAAAAAGAGGCAGAGCUGAGGGAGGCAAUGGACAUCCCCAAAGAGUACUGGCCACCCCCUGAAAAGUCCCUAAAAGAAGUCAUGGAAAACAUGCAGCGACAACUCAACCUCAUGGAAGGGAUCCUGUCUCAUAGGCAAAACCUGCCAGAUAGAGAUCUGGUGAGAUGGGCAUCUGGAGGGCUGGCCCUGCAGGGAAUUUACAAAACCAGCUACCAACAGGGCCUAAUAGAGAAGAGAGAGGAGCUACUCUGUGUCCCCAAGGAGUUCUCACUCUUUGGCCCUGAGCAGGGUCCACGGAUGGAAACAAAGGAAUUUACAUCUUCUCAAGCAGAAUCUAUGUUCACCCAGACUAUAGAGAAGCUGGGCUUCAGUGUAACUGCCUCAGCCAAGGCAGGAGGUUGGGGAUUUAGCCUGGAAGCUGGUAUGGAUCACAGCAAACAUACAGAAUCCAAGGAGACCCGACAAUCACGUUCUGAGCACUCUUACUUCUGCUCAACCAAGUUCAGCUAUGUCCCGCUGGCCUCCUGCCACUUUCCCAUUGAUCAGCUCCAGUUCUCCAAGGCUGCUCUCCAGGAAUUGAAAUGCAUUGAAGACCUUCUGGGUCAGCUGAAGGCCCAGAAGGACUCUCCUUGCUGAGUGCAGGACGGAGCCUUCUUCUCCAGGUUUGGCUCUCAGCUAACAGGGCCUCUGCACCUGGGAGGAAUCUACUGGUGGAAAGCCAUUUCAGAGGGUUUCCAAAGUGAGCCUGCAGAAGUGAAGCAGCAGUCUGCAGAGGCCCUGGAUAGUUACAUAAGGGGCAGCUACAGUGGCUUUGGAGUGAAAGUUGCUGCAGGUGUAGAUGUGUCAGACUCUCAUUCAAAAGCAACCUCUGAAGCAACCUUCCAAAGUCUCCAAACCAAAGUCCAAUUAUCUGUGGCCCAAGGUGGCCCACCAGAAGCAAAUGGCCUUUUGCAGUGGAAAGUUGGCCUAGUUGCCAGUAAUCAAACCUGGUGUGUCAUUGACCGGGGAUUUCAGCUGGUGCUUUGGGACAUCAUUCUUUCCAGCCACAGAAGUGAUUUUAGACCUCUUCAGGUAGCUAAUUGCCUGAAAGACAGCUAUGCUGCUCUGAGGCUUCCUGCCCAGAUCCAAGAUGGAGAAGUAUUACUGAAUGUUGGCAAGGAGGCUAGUUUUCCUAGAGGAGGUGAAUCCUGGGAGGUAUCUGAUCCUGAAGAGCAGCUUAAAAUACUGAUAAAUUUCAUGCAAAUGUUGAGUCAAAAAAUAAAAAGCUAUGACACUUGGAUUAACAUAUGCCUCAAGAUUGGGCUUCAGAAUUUUCUGGUAAACCUUGUCAACUUUUACAAAAAGUCCUCCGUUCCUAACACUACAUUUAUUAAAUCUCAGUUGCGCACCCUUCUGGACCCUCACAUCUACAGAGUGACAAACUUUCCUCAGGCUCAUUCCAUCAUGCAGUGGAUCUUCCAAUCAGAGUCAGAGCAAGAGCAUAUCAACAUCUCCCAAUUUUCUAAUUCAUUAAAUCUUAAAAGAAACACAGAACGACUUCAGGGAGUGAAGGCCAAAUCUGAGUCCCCAGAAACAGUGGAGGAAGCUCAAAGGAAAGCCACUUAUGAGGUCAGCUUGCAUCUUGGCUGCUUCUUGAAUCACCUCCAAGAGCAAGAGCAGCCAUACACACAGCUCUUGCUACUUUCCAUUGCUGCUGGUGCAGGAUAUCAUGUGGAAAACAAUACUUUUCAAUAUCCUGGGUGUGAUGAGUUAGACUUCCUACUGGAUGAAAUGCAAACUGCCCAUGAUAAAUAUCAGGAGCUCAAAAGCAUUUGCAGCUACAGGGCUCAAGCAUUCCUGGUGCUCACAGGUCUGACAGCUAGUGGAGUCACAGCUGUUUCUCCAGAGGAGAAAACACAACGCUUGGCUUUAAUUAGACAUCACAUGGGGCAAUCCCUGUCAAAAGAAGUUAAACAUGUCCUCACCAAACUUGGAGCAGAUCAUGACUGGGAAAACCUAGAGGAAGACUUGAGAUUGCUCAUUGAUGGGAAUUACGAAGCCACUGUCUCUUCGUUGAAAAUGGAUGAGGUGAGAAAACAAUUGCAAAGUCUCUUCCAUGAAAAGAAACAACCCCAAGAAAUACACAAGAAUAAAAAUAACAAAUCAGAGCUCAUUGAAAAUGGAGCCUUCCUAGAAUUACUCCAGCGUCUAGGCCUAGAACAUUACUACCCAAAAAGGAUGAGCAAAGCUAACUUCAUCUGAUCUACAAGACUUCUGUGUACAUACCCAGCCAGCUCUGAACGUGAGCUUCCUUUCUAUUUCCUGCAGAAGCUAGUGAUGCUGGAUUAUGGGCUGAGAUACCUGGUUAAAGAUGAUGCAAUCACAGAGAAUCAAGUUUCAACAGCCUCAAAUCAGGAAGAUGAGGCUUCUGAUCCAUAUGAAGACUUUUUUGAAGAUCGUGAUAGUUCCACUAAUCCUACCACUAAUCCCAGGCCACAUAUCCACCCUAUGGAUAUUCAGAUGGCAAUUCUUCUCUGUGCAGAUGGUUUUGCCAGACAAUAUAUUUUGACCAAACUUUCUGUUUGUCAGUUUGCUCCCCUUCUCAUACCUAAUCCCUGCAAUUCUCAGAUUGAAUUCUCUCUCUGGUCUCUGAGUCAAAUUAGGAGAAGCUGGCAGCAGGCAAAGAAAUCACCAAAAGAGGAGAAAACCAAUUACAACAAUCAGCAGAUGUGUCGUGUCUCUACCCCCAUUGUGUCGUUUAUUAGAGUUGGAGAUGGCUUCUCUGCUUCCAAAUCUCAGAUCAUGAACUGUCUUCUCAGUAAACGUAAACAUGACGCCUUUUUUCACCGACAUUGCAGAGAGAGCAGCAAAGACUGUCUCUUGAUGGAGGGUGUGGUGGAAGUCUGCUGGUUCUGUCCAGGGGGAGAGGAUGAGGACAGAUUUGACAACUGCUUGACCUUCAUCAAUCUUCACGGAGAUGCAAAGAAACAUAAGAAGCAACUCACCUUCCUGCAGGAGGUCUCUUCUCUCAUUGUGGUCCUCAUGUCAAUUUCUGAUGACAAUAAAGAAAACCAAAAAGUUGUCCGUGACCUGUGGCAGUCAUCAAAACCUUUGAUCUGUUUGCUUGAUGACAAAGAAAGAACCAUGGCCAAUAAUUCUGUCCAAAGAGUAAAAAUUGGGCUCCGGAACAGAAAUGAGGCAGAAUUAACACAGGAGCUCACAACUACAAUCAGACGUUUUCUAGAGCUCUCUGGAGCUGCUCUCAGCUUAGAGGACUGUGCCCAGAUUGCUCGCAAGCAAGGAUUCCUGAUCGAUGAGGACCAGAGAGAUUGCAAGGAAGCCAAAGAAAAGGCAGAGGUUCUAAUGGCCUUGUUAAGAGAAACGAAGAUAUCCCAGAUGAAGGAAAAAUUACUACCCCUUCAAGGAGAACUGUGGCACCGUUGGUGUAAAAAGGACAAAGAAUUCUACCAUCUGAGAGAAAAGGGGACGAGCAUCGAACAACACAAGAAGAUUGAGAGAAAGAAACAAAUUAUACGGCAUCAACAGGUGAAUAGAGCCUUUCCUCUCAAUGCUUUAAUGCUAUCUGUCCUUCAGAUUCUCAAAAACUGUCAGAAACUACACAAACUCUACUUCUUGCAAUGGCUGAGUGUGUUUUUGCACAACCUGACCAUAGGUCACUUGGAAAAACUGAAUGAAAAAAAGUCUUUGUACAAACAGGUACAAACCGAAAAGCAAAAGGCACCAAAGAGCAACAACCUGAAAAGGUGGCAAAAUGAGAUAGAAGCUCUCUCUGCAGAGAUUACUAACUGUACCUUGGGAAUUGAGCAGCUUCUCAGAGAAGUUGGCCAGAUCUAUGAAGCUCUGGAGAAGCUUCCUCCGCCAGAGAUAGCCUUUUUCUCCCUUCCCCAGAUUGCUGCAGAGCUGAUGAUAGCCGGUGUUCCCAUCGAGCUGAUGGAUGGGGAUGCUUCCUAUGUGCCUCUAAAGUGGGUGGCAGCUGUUUUUGACAUGGUCGCAGAGAAACUUGGAGACAAACGGCUCUUCGUUCUCUCUGUCCUGGGCCUGCAGAGCUCAGGAAAGUCCACCCUGCUGAAUGCCCUUUUUGGGCUGCAGUUCACUGUCAGUGCUGGGAGGUGUACUCGGGGGGCCUACAUGCAGCUCCUGAAGGUGGAAGAGACAUUCACGGAGGAACUCGGCUUUGACUUUAUGCUUAUUGUGGACACAGAAGGACUUCGGGCCCCAGAACUCAGCAAUAAAUCCCAAAAUCAUGACAAUGAGUUGGCAUCCUUUGUCAUUGGACUUGGAAACUUGACUCUGAUCAAUAUUUUUGGGGAAAAUCCAUCAGAAAUGCAAGAUAUUCUACAAAUAGCUGUCCAAGCCUUUCUGAGGAUGAAACAAGUAAAAAUCUCCCCAAGUUGCCUCUUUAUCCAUCAGAAUGUGGGGGAAGUUACAGCUAAAGACCAAACAAUGGAAGGACGAAGGCGGCUAGAGCAGAAACUAGAUGAAAUGACAGCAACAGCGGCUGAACAAGAACAGUGCUCAGAUGUAACCCACUUUAGUGAUGUCAUCAAGUUUGAUGCCAGUACUCAUGUCUACUACUUUGCUCAUCUCUGGGAUGGCAAUCCCCCGAUGGCCCCGCACAAUCCUCGCUACAGCCACAAUGUCCAGGAACUGAAAAGUAGAAUUCUUGAGACUGCCAAAGAGGAAUCUAGGGGAAGUAUCAUGAAAGUAUCAGAUGUACAAUUCCGAGUUAAAGAUUUGUGGAGAGCCCUGUUGACUGAGAACUUUAUUUUCAGCUUCAGGAACACCCGAGAAGUCAUGGCCAUGAGCAAAUUGGAAACCAUGUAUAACAACUGGACCUGGGAGCUGAGGAGUCAUGUGCUGAGCUUGCAGAAUAAACUGAUCAACCAGAUUCAGAAUGGAAAAAUCCAGACAUUCAGGACAAGCACAUUCGAGGCUUCAGUUUCAGAAAAAUAUGAAGCCAUCAAGCAAGGUUUCGAGAAAUAUUUUGAAGAAGAUCCAGAUAGUGAAAUACUGGUUCAGUGGAAAGCAAAUUUUGAACAUAAGCUAAUAAUCCUGAAAGAGGCACUUAUUUCAGACAGCCAAAGAAUAGCCAAUGAACUUAUUAGUUUUAAAAAAUGUCAAGAAGAACUAGAUAACCAAAAGUCAGGCUAUGAAAAAGAAUUAUUAGAAAAAAGCCGAAAGUUGGCUCUAACUGUGAAGGACAAAGAACUGAGUGAGGAAGAGCUACGUGAGAAAUUUGAUCAACUUUGGAAAAAAUGGGUCUAUGCUGUGUCCUCAACGCUCCCUCCAAUCACAAAGCCUGACAUAGAUGUGCAUUCUGAAGACAUCCUUUUGAAUCAUUUCAAACAGGAGAAAAACAUGGGGGACAUACUGAAGAGAAGUUCUGGAGAAACAUUUCAAAUCACCUAUGAGAAACAUGUCAAAAUGACCAAGAGAUACUUUGUACUUAAAAGACAAUUAGAGGUCUCUGAUAAAGAAUCCAUAAAGAUGACUACUGACCGCAUUCUUUCAAGAUUCACUGAAACUAUUAAUAACAUUGAGAAGCAACAGCAUGAUUACAACCCUAGUUAUUUCCACGAAAUCCUGAGAAUAAUAGAUGAGGAGGUGAAAUCUGCACCCACUGGGGAAAGAUACACAUUUACGAGUGAUUAUAAAAUUGACUUAUCUUUGCAUUUAUUCCAAAGAGUCAAAGAAAUUAACGAGAUGCAUGAGGCAUUCAAGAGAGCAAAUGAUCCUGUAAACUAUCUGCAAAGCAAAAAAGAUGAUUUCUUCAUGAGUUUUAAGAUCUCUUGUCAAGGAGCAACCUCAAUCAAAACAUUUGUUGAUUUUCUGUGGGAAAAACUCACUCCUGCUAUUUUCACCACCAUAAGGAAAAAAAUGGUCCCUAACAUUGCUGGGGACAUAUGAGCUACCUGCCCCGCAUUCAAUGGAAACAGGGCAAACCUGGAAAAACACAUUCUCAUCUCUCUGGCAGAAGAAGAAAAUUUUGAUAAUUACUGGCAGUACAUUCAUGAUCCAAAAUCAUUUUUUAGGAAUUACAUUAAAAGCCAUAUUGAAAAAUAUUGCUCAGACAUUGGAAGGGAAAAAAUGAAGACUUUCUUAAAUAGAUGUUUAGAUGACAUCAAGAAUGCCAUCCUCUCUGCUAUUCCUGAAUCCACAGCACUAGCUAAAGGUGAAAGCAGCACUGUGUCUGAGUGGUUGGAUUUGUUCUGUGAUUACCUACGGAGUAACUUGAUCUUUCCACGAAAAGACUUGAUAAGCAUUGAACACCAGGAGAUAAAAGAUAUCGACUUUCUCAAAAAAGCCAUGACUGAAGCUCUGGAUCCUGCAAUGAAAAGAGCAGAACAGAACUACUUGAGUAUGUCUGCAGAAGAAAUGGCUUCUGAAAUCGAGGAAAUGCUCUCUAAACAUCUGGGUGGCUGCUGGAAACAGUGUCCCUUCUGUAGAGCAAUUUGUACAAACACAUUACCUGCACAUGACGGAGACCACAGUGUUCCCUUCCACCGUCCUCGGGCUGUCAGUGGAGGGAAAUGGGUUAACACAGACCACUUUUCCAUUGAGUUCUGUACUAGUAAUGUAGCAAGUGAUCUUCUUUUCCUUUUGGGAGAUGAACAGAAAUACCCAUAUAAGAACUAUCGACAGGCAGGAGGAGAGUUUGCCACAUGGAGCAUUACCCCAGACUCCUCCACCCAGCCAUACUGGAAAUGGUUUGUCUGUCACUUCAGAUCAAAACUAGAAGAAAGAUAUCAGCAAAAAUUUAGAGGUAGAGGUGAAAUCCCUGAUGCAUGGACCAAAAUCACAAAGCAGAAUGCGCUUGAUGACCUGAAAAAACAAUAAUAUUCAAUGACCACAAAAGAGCCCCAGUAUCUGAACAAAAAAGUCACAGUACCUGAACAAUCCUAAAAGACCCGCUCCUCACAAUGAGAAUCCUCAUUAUUUCCAUUUUUCAAGCGACACAUCUAAAGACAGAUCUUUAGCAUUUCAAGAGCUGAAGAUUUCCUGUGAAAGGGUUUCAUUUUUCUUUGCCUCAACUCCUUCUGGUUUAAAAACAAAUUACUAAAAACGUACGAACAUAUAAUAAAAUUACAUAGGAUCUACUUAAAAGAACGACUUCAUGUUUUAAACUAUUAUCAGGAAUUUUUCUUGACUUUGAAAUAUUUAAUGUUUUAUAAGUGUCGGAGAAAGUCAUUUUUAUAGAGGGAAAUCAAAAACCAUUUCAGACUGCUACAAAUUUCUAUAUGGAUAUUUCGACCAAUAUGCAGUUCUUAGAUGGAAGGUAUAAGUUGUCCUUAUCUUUUAAGAGCAUUUUUUCACCCUCUGAAAUUGUGCAGGAAAGUUACUAACCCUUGAGUGGAAAGACGCUCAGGGAAAGCUCACGAUUCCCAAGCAGAGUGAUAUUUAAGCGUAUUCCAUUCAGGGAAACCAUAAAAGAGAGACUUGGCCAGGAUAGAGUCUGCGUCAGUUCAGGAAACAUCAAGCAAAUAUGGAAAAUAGAAAUCAAUAAUUGUUUUUCUCAUGUCACCACUACUCUCUUCUACCCUGGCUUUUUGGCAGUUCCCUCUGCAUGUUUAAAAAAGAAAAAAAGGGUUCACAAGAGCUUAGGUAUCCAAAGCCUAGUGCUGUGCACAAGUCUGAGAAGGAGUGGCUUUUGGAGCAAGAUUUGGGACUAGGUAAGAAGGGCCAUUUUAAUCAAGGCCGUGGGCAAAGUCAAAUGUGAUGAAGUCAUUGAUGAUUACAAAAUCUAUUACUCCAAGAAUAAAACAUCAUAACGUAUGUAGUUUUUAGGUUCUGAUAUUUUAAUAAUAGAUCCUAUUUUAUGUAUUACAAUGUAAGGAAAUGCUUAUCAGGCACCCUUGGGAAUUUUCACACUAUUUGAGCCAUAGGCCAUGGUCUGAAUGAAAAUGAAGAGCACUCUGAAGCCAGCCAAGGACCUCAGAGGGGAACGAAAUCAUUGUUCUGCAAACCCACACCUUCCGAAACAACAACUUCUGCUGCUUCUCAAAGCUGAUAAGCUAGAGGAAUUCUAAUACAAAGAAGAAAAGUUCCUCAUUUGGGACGUAAGGGCAUCCAUUGGCUUCCAUAUACAGGCAUGACUCGCUACACCUCCACAGCCUGUGAAACAGACAGUCCAGGGAACAGCAGGCCAAGGAUUUGCAUCUUCAGAGCUGGAGAUAGGAGUGCUGACUCUGCUGGCUUUGUCUCCUCUAAGGGCUUCAAGCAUACUCUCAGUUUCAGGUCAAAUUACCCAGGUCUCCAGGAGAAAUCCUGAAACAGAAAAGUUAUGAAGGAAACUGGUGUUCUUGAACUGUUUUCCUUUUGUUCUCUGGAAAACACUCUCGUUGACAAAUGGAAGGACCUCCUAACAUGAUAAGUUGAAAUGGGAAUAGAACCCCUGCAUAGCAUGGCGCCUGUCUCUCAGAUCACUGUGGCCUUGAAAACUGAAAUGUUCACUUAACCUGUGCUAAUGCUUUUUGUAUUUGUUUAAUGAAUCCAUAAUGGCCUUUAACUAAGAGGUAUCAAAUAUCAUAGAUUAACUUUGAUUUUCAAGCCAAAAUUGUUGUGUGUCAAUAAAAAAGAUCUUUGAUUAAUUUUUCAGUCA
Molecule: messenger RNA, 9240 nt
Organism: Equus caballus (horse)
Lineage: Eukaryota; Metazoa; Chordata; Mammalia; Perissodactyla; Equidae
Product: interferon-induced very large GTPase 1
Molecular function (GO): GTP binding
Source: RefSeq, a predicted model, not a curated record